Messenger RNA from Dryobates pubescens (Downy woodpecker), 2655 nucleotides. RefSeq names its product KLF transcription factor 6 (gene KLF6). Gene Ontology annotation, biological process: regulation of transcription by RNA polymerase II. NCBI's taxonomy places the organism in Eukaryota, Metazoa, Chordata, Aves, Piciformes, Picidae. The record is from RefSeq and is a predicted model, not a curated record. The transcript is spliced from 4 exons. Bases 404 to 1255 code for a protein of 283 amino acids. Gene Ontology annotation, molecular function: DNA-binding transcription factor activity, RNA polymerase II-specific; RNA polymerase II cis-regulatory region sequence-specific DNA binding.
GCUUUGAAUAGGGAAGUUUCGCAGGGGGUUGCACUCGCAGUCAGCGCCGUGUUUGCAAAUAUUGGGUCCGCUCCUGCGCAAGGGUCCGCCGCCGGCCGCAGGAGGGGAGAACCGCCGCGGCCGCCUCGGGAGACGUCCGGCUUUGCUGUGCAAUUAAACUUUGCAUGAAACUUUGGGUCUUUUUUCCUCCCUAAGCUCCUCAAGGAAUUAAUAUAUAUCUGUAUCUGUACAAUUGUUAUUUUUAUUUCUUUUUUUGUUCUUCUUUGGAGGAAGGGGGGGGGGGGCUUGGAAACUGAGAGCAGAGGUUUGACACCCCCCCGCACACCCCCCUCAAUCCCUGCACAUAAAGGAGGCAUCUGUAUUUUUGGUUACCAGCACUGACUUUGUUGUUGCAACUUGAGACAUGGAUGUUCUCCCAAUGUGCAGCAUCUUCCAGGAACUCCAGAUUGUGCACGACACGGGUUACUUCUCAGCCUUGCCGUCCCUGGAGGAAUAUUGGCAACAGACAUGUUUGGAGCUGGAACGGUAUCUUCAAAGUGAACCCUGUUAUGUUUCUGCAUCUGAAAUCAAAUUUGAUAGCCAAGAGGAUCUCUGGACCAAAAUUAUUCUGGCACGUGAAAAAAAGGAGGAAUCUGAACUGAAGAGCACGUGUGUCCCAAAAGAGGACAAUCUUACUAGUCAGAACUUAGAGACCAACAGUUCGAAUUCAGACGUGAGCAGCGAAUCUUCAGACAGCUCUGAGGAGCUCUCGCCCACGACAAAGUUUACCUCUGACCCUAUAAGCGAUGUUUUAGCCAGUUCAGGAAACUUGAGUUCGUCUGUCACUUCCACUCCCCCUUCAUCUCCUGAGCUGAGCAAAGAGCCUUCUUCCCAGCUAUGGAAUUGUACACCGGGUGAGUUGCAUUCACCAGGGAAAAUUCGUACUGGUACCGCUGGAAAGACUGCAGAAAAAGGUACACCCACCAACGGUGACACCUCGCCAGAUGGCAGGAGACGUGUUCACAGAUGUCAUUUUAAUGGCUGCAGGAAAGUUUACACCAAAAGUUCACAUCUGAAAGCACAUCAGCGCACUCAUACAGGGGAAAAGCCUUACAGAUGUUCAUGGGAAGGGUGUGAGUGGCGUUUUGCAAGAAGUGAUGAAUUAACCAGACACUUCAGAAAGCACACUGGUUCCAAGCCUUUUAAAUGUAGUCACUGUGACAGGUGUUUUUCCAGGUCUGACCACCUGGCCCUUCACAUGAAGAGACACCUCUGAAUGGGUCAAGAGGUGAAUCCUGCGGGCUAAGAGGCGUCAAGGUUGAAGAGCCUUGAGCAGAGGGAUGCGUGUUCCAGCCAAAGCAUGCCAUUUUGCACCCUACCCAGUUGCCUCCAGGACCUCACUUCCUUGCAGGUCUUUUGAGGGCUAAUAAGUCAUGUAAGAAACGGCAUAGCAACCACGGUGUGUGAUGUUUGGGGUUUCCUGGGCUCACACACUGGUAUCUAACCUUCUGAGUGGCUCCUAAGCCUUUGCCGUGAGCAUGUGCACUGAGAAUGUUAAUGAUUGGGCGACUGUAUGCGAUGAGGAUCUCUUGAUGACUGUAUGCUGAGGCACAUUUUUUUUCUUGUGGUUGUUUUAUAACUGUAAGAGAAAAAAAAAAGUAGUCUGAAUGUCUUGUAUGUGAGGGAUAUCUCGUGAGAUGGGACGACCACCAAUCAUUUCCAAGGGGUGGGGGGGGAGGGAGUGUCUACACCUUUUUAGAGGGAAAACAGAGAGGGGAAAGGGGGAGGGGGGGAAUAGAAAGAGUCAGGAUGCCAGAAUGGAGAUAGGGGAACCUCCCCAUUCCUGUGUGAGAGGAGCUUUAGGUGUCUGGUGCAGCUAUUAAACGUGCAAUGUGUCAAGUAGCUUGUUUUACUUGCUACAGAGCUCAUUUGUAAUCCAUUGUAUAAGCUGUGUAUUUACAAAUGUAACACAACUAUAACUUUUCAUUAUAAUACCAAGGUUAUUGCAUGGUUCUGGGGAACUAUAUGCUUUUCCAUUCUUUAAUCAGGACUGCAGUUUUGAUUCCAGUUAAGAGCAGCUAAAAUACAAUUGGUCUAAUGUUACAUAAUGUAUGGAACAUGAAUAAUUUUUUCUGUUGGGUGGAUAAAACCACUAUUGGUUAGAAACUGAUUUUUCUCAUGCAGCUAAUUUUUCUCUUAUUUAUGCCUUGAGGACUAACUUCUGGUUUUCUAGCUGUUAAUGCACUGUUGACCUUAAUAAUGGUGCCUUAUGCAAGUGACCUUCUCUUGUAGGGGGUCUUAUACAGGGGUAUGGGUGAUGCAUGCUUUAUUAAGGCUCUCUUUUCACCUGGCAUUGUACUGUAUCAAAUGUAUAAUAUGAGGGGAAAAAAAAAAAAAGGUUACUUCCAGGGUCCUCCUUCACAAAGACAAAUAUAGAGAAAAGUCAUUCAUGUCAGUACAGUAUUUGUUUAACUUAGACUCUAAUUUAACUGUGUUACAGUAUAAUGCAUAUGCCAAUUGAAUACCUGACCAGUUCUGCCACCUUGAGACUUUUUUUUAUAUUGACCUUGCACAACAACUGUGUAUAUACACACCCCAACUGUACUUAAUAUGUCGAGUUUUCAUACAUAUUAAAGAUACAGAAGUAUUAAAAGAAAGAAAAAGGAAAAAAAAAAA